AUUGAUAUUAUUAUGAUAAUUUAGUUUUGAUAUGAAUAAUAUAAUAUACUUUUUUAGAGGUAUUAAAAUGUAACUUCCAUUUCCUUCUUAUUUCUAACAGAACUCCUGCUGGAAAUAAUAGCUUAAGCGAUUAGUUAUUUCGUGCGUGUCCUAUGUCAUACUUACUUGUCGUUAGUUAGAUUUAAAUCGUCACUUCUAACAGAACUUAAAGAAACAACUCAAAUACGAUUUUUGUAUUUGUAAUAAGGUUUUUAUAAAAAAAAAUAAAAAAAUAAAAUAAACUAUACCAAACAAAAAUUAACUAUACCAAAAGUUGAAUAACGUAGGAAAUAAAACUAAGAUGAUAAUAUAUUAUAUUAUAAUUUUUGAAAUAUUAUAUUUUGGAAAAAAUGUUAAAGGUGAAUGGGUCGAAAUUCCUGAGUUCUCAGAUGAAAAGAAAGUUUACAGAAUUCCUUUUUCUAAUCGUGACUAUGAAUACAAAUUUAUACGAAAUGACGAUAAUAAAAGUUUUUUUCAUAAGGAAGAAAACAGUACGAUUUAUGAAAAACAACCGGAGAUAAAUAUUCCAUUAACACACAAUUCGGAUGUAAAUAUAACUCAAUUAUCAGUAACAGAAUUAAAUACUGGGUCAGAGAAAUAUUUUGCGAACGUAUCUGCUGAUUAUAUUGUCGAGAAUAAUUGUGACAUAAAAAAUAAUAGUUAUGAAGUGGAUAAAUUAUUGAUUGAAUCUGAUCCAAUAAAAUUAGAGGAACAUAUAUCAGAUACAAAAAUGUAUGAUACUAAAGAAGCUAUACUCAAACAACAAUUACCAUUGUCUAAUAAAAAUUUAAAUGAAACUUUGAAAGAAGAUAAAAACACCUUUCUAAUGUAUUUACCAACUGAAAUAUUAAAAAAUGUUCAUAAAAAUUUAAAAUCUCAACCAUCAAGUAUAAAAGGCAAACUCCAAUUUCUGAAAUCAUUUGAAAAGAUAUUAUCGCUUGAAAUAGAAUCUAGACUCAUAAGAUUUAUAAAUCCAAAUCGCAUAAAAAGAGGAAGUGAUCAUUAUGAUCAUGAUGAUUAUGAAGAUCAUGGAUUAGGUUUUCCUUCUUUAGAAGGUGCAUUAAUGGCUAUUUCAUUCCUUACAUUUGCUGUCUAUUUGGUUAGAUUAGUUAUGCUUCUUUUUCGAAAUAAUGGAACUCAAGGUACUAUUCCUACUGUACUUGUUGGUAAGAAAAAGAGAUCAGUGGAAGAAUUUAAUGAAGAAACGGCAAGAAUUCUUCACAAUGUGGAUAAUUUCAUUUCUAAUAUUUAAUGAUAUUUUUAUAAGAAAUACAAACAUGGAAUGAUACAAAUUAUAUCCAUUUUAAUGUAUAAAUAAGUCAUUUUUAAACUGUAUUUGUAUGUAUAAACAUUUAAUAUAUUACUAAGGUAUUAAUAAUAAGUUAUACUCUAAUACGUCUACUACACAAUUGUACAUAAUCGAUUAUAAGAGAAUCAAAAAAUGAACAUGUAGAUAUGUCCAAAAACAGUAUAAAUUUUGUUAAUAUAUAGUACAUAUAUUUUUAUAAUUUUGCUUGUAUAUGUACGGAAGUAUUUAAUGGUGAUAAAGAAAUAUCACUAUAAAAUCCCAAAGGAUGUAGUAAUGGGAGCUGGUGUAAUUUUAAAAUAAGAUAUUCCAUUUGUAUUUUAUCUACAAAAUAAAUACCUUCUUUAUCAGAUGUUACAACAAUACCUUGUUGUAAAAGAUUAGACAAUGUAGAUUUAAAAAGAUCAAGUGAUAGACAGUAUGGAUGAGGACGAGAAUUUUUUUCUUCAAAUAAUGCAAUUUCUACUUGCUUCUGACAUUCUUUCAAUACUUUUUGGUUUGUUAUUGUACCCAAUAUUGAUUCAUUCCACUAUAAUAAGAAAAAAAGUUAUAAAUUAAAA
This is a messenger RNA of Vespa velutina, 1905 nucleotides long. RefSeq lists its product as uncharacterized. The record is from RefSeq and is a predicted model, not a curated record. NCBI's taxonomy places the organism in Eukaryota, Metazoa, Arthropoda, Insecta, Hymenoptera, Vespidae. The transcript has 5 exons. The coding region runs from base 341 to 1291 and encodes 316 amino acids.